AUGCAAGGCGAGAAAUCUAUCUAUUUACCAUCACAAAACAUAAUCAAGGUUCACCCCUUGGUCAUCUUUAACAUCUUGGAUCAUUAUAUCAGAAGAAACGAAGGUCAAGACAGAGUUAUUGGUACCUUGUUGGGUUUCAACAAUGAUGGUGUCAUUGAAAUUAGAAACUGUUUCCCAGUUGUUCACUCUGAAGGUGAUCAAAUUGCAGUAGAAAUGGAAUUUCAUAGAAAGAUGUUAGAUUUACAUUUAAAGAGCUCACCACGUGAACCAAUUGUUGGAUGGUAUGCAACUGGGUCUGACAUUAAUGAAAACUCUGUCAUUAUCAAUAACUUUUACCGUGAGGAAAUGAACGGCACACCAGUUCAUUUGACCGUCGACACUGGUCUCACCAACGACACCAUGGGCAUCCAUGCCUACCAAGCACAUCAAUUGAGCACCACCUCUGACAGUUCACUCGGAUCAUACUUUUCACCACUCCCACUCGAAAUCCUUUCAUUCGAUGCAGAGAAUGCAGGUAUCGAUGCUUUAACCUCAAAUAACUCCCAAUUACACCAACAACCACAACAACCACAAUUGCAAGAAGGCGAACAAACCACCACCGAACAAACUCAAGAAGGCGAACAACAACAACAACAACCACAACAACCACAACCACAACAAUCUGUUUCAUUAUUGACUGAACUCGAAAGUUUAAGAGGAUCGCUCACCAAGCUCGAUACUAUGCUCGACGACGUUGCCAACUAUAUCGAAGCUGUUGAGAGAGGUGAAAUCCAAGGCGACCCACGUAUCGGUCGUUUCCUCGCCAAGACCAUCCAAUCACUACCAAAGAGCAACACCCAAGUUAUGGACAAGGUUAUCAACAACAGCGUAAAGGAUCUCCUCAUGAUUGUUUACAUUUCCUCUUUGACAAGAUCUCAAUUGGCUGUAGCUGAGAAGCUUCGUCAAUCUUUGACCUUUUAA
This is a messenger RNA of Cavenderia fasciculata, 960 nucleotides long. It is a transcript of the gene eIF3s5, whose product is annotated as Mov34/MPN/PAD-1 family protein. The record is from RefSeq and is a predicted model, not a curated record. Gene Ontology annotation, cellular component: eukaryotic translation initiation factor 3 complex, eIF3m. Bases 1 to 960 code for a protein of 319 amino acids. Gene Ontology annotation, biological process: translational initiation. The transcript has 2 exons. NCBI's taxonomy places the organism in Eukaryota, Evosea, Eumycetozoa, Acytosteliales, Cavenderiaceae. Gene Ontology annotation, molecular function: translation initiation factor activity; metallopeptidase activity; translation initiation factor binding.